AUGGUCUCUCACCCUUUGACAGCCUUGUCCAAGGACGAGUUCAUUGGAGCGCGGGACAUUGUGACCCGCCUCUAUGCCUCAGAUUGUUCUCUCUUCUUCCGAGCAAUCUUCCUGCAGGAACCCAAGAAAGCUGAGUUGGUACCAUUCCUCCAAGCAGAGCAUGCUCGUGUUGUCACGGACGAAACGCCCCGGCCCCCGCGCCGGGCGAGGCUUCAAUACGAUGUCAUCAAGCCUGGCAGUAUACCCGAGUACACCCAGUCCGUCGUGGAUUUGAAGUCAAAGAAGGAAGUCGAGAGGACUGUCGCGAAGCCACGCAGUCAGACCGCCUACCUUCCUGACGAAUUCGCGCUUUUCCAAGACAACUGCUUGGCGUCCCAGCUCUUCAAAGAUGCCAUGGCCGAGUUCUCGCUCCCGGAGAACUUCACAGUCACGAUAGACCCUUGGCCGUACGGAGGUCCUGACGAAGGCGAGGAGGACAUUCCCCGCUACAUGCAAGGCCUUGUCUUUGCGCGGGACGUCUCCAAAGGCAAUCUCGAUUCAAACCACUACGGCUACCCGAUCCCCAUUAUCCCCGUCAUGAACUUCGUCACCAAGGAGAUCGUCCGCGUCGACCGCCUCGCCACGGGCGGCGCAGACGAUGGCCUCGACCCCCACCCGCCAUCAUCCAAACCGAAGCCCCUCUUCACCAACACCCAGUCUUCCUCCGCCGAAUACGUUCCCGAGCUUCUCGACAUCCCGCAGCGCGCGGACCUGAAACCCAUCAACAUCACCCAGCCCGAGGGCGCCUCCUUCAGGAUACAUGCCGACAACCUCGUCGAGUGGCAAAAGUGGCGGUUCCGCCUCGGCUUUACCCCGCGCGAGGGUGCCGUCCUCCAUGACCUCUGCUACGACGGCCGCCCCGUGCUCUACCGCUUGAGCUACAGCGAGCUGACGGUGCCGUACAGCGACCCGCGCCCGCCGUUCCAACGCAAGCAGGCCUUCGACUUGGGUGACGGCGGGUUCGGGCGGGUCGCCAACAACCUCGAGCUCGGGUGCGACUGCCUUGGCGCGAUCCACUACCUCGACGCGCUGCUGACAGACACGGACGGUAACCCGACUCUGGCCAACGCGGUGGUAUGUCUCCACGAGCAGGACAACGGCAUCGGGUGGAAGCACACCAACUUCCGGACGAACCGCGCCGUCGUCACCCGGCUACGCGAGUUCGUCGUGCAGUGCGUCGUCACGCUGGCCAACUACGAGUACGUAUUCGCGUACAAGAUCGACACGGCUGGCGGCAUCACGCUCGAGACGCGGGCCACGGGCAUCAUGAGCGUUGUGGCCAUAGAUGAGGGCAAGACCGAGUCCCCGUACGGCGCCGUCGUGGCCCCCGGCGUGCUGGCGCAGAACCACCAGCACAUCUUCGCCGUGAGGAUCGACCCGGCCGUUGACUCGUACGGGGAGAGCGACACGCGGGUCGUGGUAGAGGAGAGCGUGCCGGUCCCGAUGAACGCGGCGACGAACCCACAUGGGAACUACUACGAGAUCAGGAAGCGCGUGGUGGGCAGGGCGGGUUGGAUCGACGCGGAGCCGCGGCUGAACCGGGUGGUCAAGCUCGAGAACACGACAAAGAGAAACCCGGUGUCCGGGCGUAACGUCGGCUUCAAGCUCACGCCGUCAGCGUCCCAGCUGAUAUUGGCGGACGAGGAGAGCCAGGUGUCCAAGAGGGCCAAGUUCGCGAGGCACCACGUCUGGGUCACCGGGUACCGAGACGACGAGUUCUGGGCCGCGGGAGAGUACACGAACCAGAGCACAGAGGAGAUCGGCGGGGUGUGGGAUAUGGUCGCCAGGGGAGAUUGGUUCGUUGACGGUGAUGGAGCGAGUGGCAAUGGGAACACGGGCUCGGACGAGGGGAGGAAGAGCAGCCCCGUGAUUUGGAGCGUCUUUGGGUUGACGCAUAACCCACGCGUUGAAGAUUGGCCUGUGAUGCCAGUCGAGAUUCAUCACAUGAACAUCCGUCCCGCCGACUUCUUCACCGCAAACCCGGCGCUCGACAUGCCGGGCAGUAAGAACAAGGAGAGCGUCAUCGUCCCGUGCUGCGGACAGCGGGAUGGUCCAGAGAACGGCCCGAACGGCACGAACGGGCUCGAAGGGGGUAACCAAGGGGUCCAGAAAGCGGCAUUGACGCAUCUACAAGGUCCGGGACCAGAUAUCCCUGCUGAGAAGGCUGGAGCUCACGUUCGGGAGAGAGAGUAA
Molecule: messenger RNA, 2232 nt
Organism: Colletotrichum graminicola M1.001
Lineage: Eukaryota; Fungi; Ascomycota; Sordariomycetes; Glomerellales; Glomerellaceae
Product: copper amine oxidase
Exons: 3
Coding region: 1-2232 (743 amino acids)
Biological process (GO): amine metabolic process
Molecular function (GO): primary methylamine oxidase activity; copper ion binding; quinone binding
Source: RefSeq, a predicted model, not a curated record